UCCUCUGCCAGGCUGUUAGGCCUCACUGUUCGAUGCGAAUCGAUAUAUAUAUCAAUUCUCCCAUUUGCGAUUCCUCUUUCCUUGAUAUCAUUCCGUGAUGUGAGCGUGCUGAGCGUGUUUUUGAGACGCGUUGUGGUGCUGGUGUUGUGUUGUGGCGUUUGAUCGGAAGGGAGCGGCGACGGUGAGUGAUUGACGAGGAAAGGAAGGGGAAUGGGGAGAGGGAAGUACUGUUUUUCUUAUAUGUUACGUUAUCACUUUGGAAGGCUCAGAGAGGGAGCUGGGAUUUAUUUGCUGUUUUUAUUCCUUAUAUUCUUAUUUUUUUCGUGUGGUUAUUCGAUUUGAUCGCUCUCUGGGUCCUGGUCUCUGGCCACUGGAAGUACUUCCUUACUGCGACACUUUGUCUCUAUGGCAUUGUCCAGUCUUCACAGGAUAUGACGUUUGGUUGUGCCCUACAUUUCCCCUCCUUCCUCAUCAAAACGACACAACGGAUCCCUCCCGACCACCGUACGACUCAAAAAGCGGAUACCGUCGGAAACAAAUCCGCCGUCCACCGAUAGCUGACCAAUGACGAACUUCCAGACCUGCCGAUUUCUGGCCAACCCUCACUCCUCAUUGGCCAAUUUUUUUUUUGCUCACUGACAGUGGCAACGAACGGUCCAGUCUUGUCACGCCUCGCCCCGCUUGACUAAGGGCCAGACGAGGAAGCCGUGAAGGUUACAGCACAAUCUCUUGCCUGUCGCAGCGACAAUCCGUUUCUCCUCAGCUGUUACGUGAUAGCUCCCUGAUGGCGGAACUGCGCCCACGUCGUCCUUGUGACCGCUGAAUCAACACAACAUAUUGGGCAGACAAACGACGACCAUAUCGCUCUUCAACCACGCCGAUACGGCUUCACAUACACAACGCACAUAUCGGUCGGGAAAUGGCGACGAGGAAGGUCUUUCGCCAAUUCUGGCGGCCCGUAUACAAACUAUGUACCGGUGAGCUAGCCGCGACACCCAUCCGGCGUACUAUCCAGACGAGCGCGAGGAAUGCGCACCCCUUUCCGGGCAAGAAACACAUACGGCCACCUCCCAAACGGAAUGGCCAGAUACUUGCUCUCACCGGUGGGGGUGUUCUGACCAUCAUUCUCGGCUCACAACUCGCAUUUCCAUCCCGCGAGAAGAGUGCCUCGGGACCAUCACCACCAUCCCACAAGACCACCGCUAAACCACAACCCCAUUCCGAGCAGGAAAUCCAACCCGAGCUCAAGGAAGGCGUACAAUAUUACCGCCUUGAUGAAAUCCGUAGCCACGAUGGCGCCUCGGCCCGCCCAUGGGUCACCCGCGGCACCUCCGUCUACGAUAUCACAGACUGGAUCCCCGCACAUCCUGGCGGCGACGUGAUCCUGCGCGCCUGCGGGGGUAGUCUAGACCCGUACUGGGACAUCUUCUCGAUCCACAAACGCAAGGACGUUUAUGAGAUCCUCGAGGAGUACAAGAUCGGGGAAAUCUCACCCCACGACCUCGUUGACGGCAAGCUCCCCGCCGCAACAGUCCCCGACCCCUUCAUCGCCGACCCAGAACGUGACCCCCGCCUCAAAACACUCACCGCGCGCCCGCGCAACGCCGAAACCCCCUCCGAAGGCCUCUCCCCCUUCCUCACCCCCACCCCCCUCUUCUACGUCCGGAACCACAUGUGGGUUCCCCCAGUCGAACCCAACGAGCACAGCCUAACCAUCACCCUUCCCUCCGGCGACGAGAAAACCUACACCCUGGAAGAUCUCAAAUCCCGCUUCCGCACCCACACCGUAACCGCAACCCUCCAAUGCUCCGGUAACCGCCGCGCAGACAUGACCCGCGCCGUCCCCGACAAAGGCACCAACGGCCUCCAAUGGGAAGCCGGCGCUAUCUCCUGCGCAGAAUGGACGGGCGUCAAACUCCGCGACGUCCUCGCCGAUGCCGGGUUAGAUCUCGCCUCCCCCGGCCCGGACGCCAAACACGCACAAUUCGAAGGCGCCGAAGCAUACGGCGCCAGCAUCCCCCUCAGCAAAGUCCUCGACUCCCAAGGCGACGUCCUCCUCGCCUUCGGCAUGAACGGCGCCCCCCUACCCGCUGACCACGGCUUCCCCCUGCGCGUGAUCGUGCCCGGCAACGUCGCGGCGCGGAGCGUGAAGUGGCUGAAGAAAAUCACCGUCAGCGACGAGGAGAGCACUACGCAGUGGCAGCGACGGGACUAUAAAUGUUUCGGCCCCAACGUCGCUAAGCCCGACUGGAGCAAGGCGCCCAGUAUCCAAGAGAUGCCCGUCACCAGCGCCAUCACGGGGAUCCAGCGCCCUGAAGCAGGUGGGAAGGUCAAUGUAGAGGGCUACGCGUAUAGUGGUGGCGGUCGCGAGAUCGUGCGCGUAGACGUGUCGAUUGAUGCCGGCAAGACGUGGGCGCAGGCGGAGCUGAUGGGCGAUGAGGGGAAGGGGAGUAAGAGCUGGUGGUGGAAACGGUGGAGGUUUGAGAUUCCGGAUGAGGGAGAUGAGGGGGGGGAGGUGCUGGUGAAGGCUACGGAUGAGAGUUAUAAUACCCAGCCGGAGGAUUAUAGGGGGAUUUGGAAUCAGAGGGGGAAUUUGAGCUGUGCGUGGCAUGGGGUGCAUGUUGGGCCGGGGGAGGGGGCGAAGAGGGGGAAGGAGGUGAAGGGGUAGGUGGGGGUGUAGAGUAUUAGUACCAA
Molecule: messenger RNA, 2694 nt
Organism: Pseudogymnoascus verrucosus
Lineage: Eukaryota; Fungi; Ascomycota; Leotiomycetes; Thelebolales; Thelebolaceae
Exons: 2
Coding region: 920-2668 (582 amino acids)
Cellular component (GO): mitochondrion
Molecular function (GO): molybdenum ion binding; oxidoreductase activity
Source: RefSeq, a predicted model, not a curated record